This is a messenger RNA of Chelonoidis abingdonii (Abingdon island giant tortoise), 3877 nucleotides long. RefSeq names its product OCA2 melanosomal transmembrane protein (gene OCA2). Gene Ontology annotation, biological process: melanin biosynthetic process; transmembrane transport; melanocyte differentiation. Gene Ontology annotation, cellular component: melanosome membrane. Lineage: Eukaryota; Metazoa; Chordata; Testudines; Testudinidae. The record is from RefSeq and is a predicted model, not a curated record.
AUGUACUUGGAUAGCAAAGAUGAUGGCGCAAUCUCUAGAAAUCUAGAGAUGGAGCUGACUCAGACAUCCCCUCCACACCAUGCUAGCUUGCACGGAAAGGUGGCCGCUGAACCAAUUGCCAGCAACUUCAAUGAGCUUCAGCUGUUAAAGGAGUUUCGUGGAAUGGUGUCUGUUCAGGGACAGCCACAAAAACCCUAUCAAAAUGGAGCAAUAGGGCAGGAUUGCUGUGUUCCCCUUGGGAAGGAUUUCAGCCCGCUCGCCAUGCAGGGGAGGUACCACUUUGGUUUGCCGAAAUUAUUCAGUGCAAGGUCAAAGGACAACUGCUUUACAGAGAAGACGCCUUUGCUGAAGGUUUCCUCUGAGGACAAUGGGCUACGAUGUAUGGCUCUUCAUAAUCCAGAUUUUACCACAGAUGAUGAUUCAUGGAAUAACAGCUCUGCAGAAUUUGAGCAAAGGUCUCACCUGGGAAGUGAAAUGGCUAGCUUGUCUAGAUCUGCUUCCUCUGAGAAAUAUGAACUCUUGGACAACCUUCAUGUCAAGUUCAAUUUAUCAAAGAUGAGAUGCUGUUUAAGAUUCCUUAAAGUUUCAGCCCUUUUUAUCUUUGUAGUGGUAUGCUCCAUUUUAUUUAGCACUUAUCCAGAUCAAGGAGCACCCUGGCAGAUGUUGGCUGUGUCACCAUUGGAAAGUUACUCUAUGAAUAUUACAGAUUUUCGUGAAUCUGCUCUGCUGAAGUUAGAGCUAGGAGGACCUUUUGCAGCAGAUGUGGUUGAUCGGCGGGCAGAGGAAUACAUAGUAGUGCAAAUUGGGCAGAUAGAAGACCCUGGAUCUAGAAGGAGACGUCAGCCCCAGGUCUUAUACAACUGGAGUCUACCUUUAAACUCAAGACGAAAUGAGCAAGUUAUCACAACUAGAAUCUUUGAGAUACUUAACAGUAAUGCAAUCUUCAUAAACAUUCAAGCUUUCCUACAGGAGUCUGCAAUUGUUCCUCUCUCCAUGAAGCAUCAGUAUCUUCAUGCAAAUAUAGAGACACAAGUAACAAUUGCAUCAGUCAUCUUAGCAGGCGUUUAUGUGCUUAUCAUAUUGGAGGUUGUUCACAGAACCCUAGCAGCAAUGUUGGGCUCCUUGGCAGCUUUAGCUACAUUAGCUGUGGUUGGUGAGAGACCAAGCAUGGUCAAAGUGGUGGAGUGGAUUGAUUAUGAAACCCUGGCGCUGUUGUUUGGAAUGAUGCUUUUAGUGGCCAUAUUUUCAGAAACUGGAUUUUUUGAUUACUGUGCAGUAAAGGCUUACCAACUGUCUAGAGGCAGAGUGUGGGCCAUGAUUAUCAUUCUGUGUCUUAUUGCUGCAAUUCUUUCUGCAUUUUUGGACAACGUUACCACAAUGCUUCUCUUUACUCCAGUAACCAUAAGGUUAUGUGAGGUACUUAAUCUUGAUCCUAGACAUGUGCUGAUUGCAGAAGUUAUCUUCACAAACAUUGGAGGGGCUGCCACAGCUGUCGGGGAUCCACCAAAUGUGAUUAUUGUUUCAAAACAGGAAGUGAGGAAGGCGGGUUUGGAUUUUGCAGCAUUUACAGGACAUAUGUUUGUUGGAAUUUGUCUUGUUCUUCUGGUCUCCUUUCCUUUCCUCAGACUCCUUUACUGGAACAAAAAGCUUUACAACAAGGAGCCAAGUGAGAUUGUUGAACUGAAACACGAGAUCCAUGUUUGGAGACUGACAGCACAACGCAUCAACCCUGCCAGCAGAGAAGAAACUGCUGUGAAAUGCCUCUUAAUGCAGAAAGUUCUGACUCUGGAGAUCUUGCUGAGGAAAAAACUCAAAACGUUCCAUAGACAAAUUUCACAAGAAGAUAAAAACUGGGAAACAAAUAUUCAGGAGCUCCAAAAAAAGCACAGAAUAACAGACAAAAUGCUUCUCAUCAAAUGCCUGACUGUGUUGGGAUUUGUUAUCCUGAUGUUCUUUCUCAAUUCAUUUGUUCCAGGCAUUCAUCUAGAUCUUGGGUGGAUUGUAAUGUUGGGAGCUAUUUGGCUACUAGUGUUAGCUGACAUCCAUGAUUUUGAGAUGAUACUAAACAGAGUGGAAUGGGCAACACUUCUUUUCUUUGCCGCACUGUUUGUUCUAAUGGAGGCUUUGGCUCAUCUUCAUUUAAUAGAUUAUAUAGGAGAACAGACAGCUUUGUUAAUAAAGGUAGUUCCCGAGGAUCAGCGUCUAGCAAUUGCUAUCAUUUUAGUACUCUGGGUCUCUGCUCUGGCAUCCUCCCUAAUUGACAACAUUCCAUUCACAGCUACAAUGAUUCCUGUGCUUCUCAACCUGAGUCAAGAUCCUGAUGUUAACCUGCCUGUGAAACCACUAAUCUUUUCAUUGGCCAUGGGUGCGUGUCUUGGAGGUAAUGGGACAUUGAUCGGAGCAUCUGCAAAUGUGGUUUGUGCAGGAAUUGCAGAACAGCAUGGCUAUGGCUUCUCUUUCAUGGAGUUUUUCAGGUUGGGUUUCCCCAUGAUGAUUGUGUCCUGUACUAUUGGGAUGUGUUAUCUCCUUGUUGCUCAUGUCGUACUGGGUUGGAACUCUUAAUAAUUUAUACUUUCAAGACCAAAAGAAGCUUUCUGUCUCGUUCAAUCUAUACAUCAGAGCACUAAGAAGACAUCAUCGAAAAAAAGAAAAAACUCCACUUUAAAAAGCGACAUUUAUUAAAAUGAUUGGCAGUCUUAGAUUUUGUCAUUCAUAACCUUAUGCUCUGUGAACAAUUUGCAGAGCUUAGUACUGAAGUUUAAAGGAUUCAAAUUUUUUGUCAUGGUCAAUAUUAAUAAGCAUAUAAAGAGAUACCCUCACAAGGGAAUAUCUUGUGUCCUGAAACUUUGUCUCAUCACAAUCUGAGUACAGUCACAGAUGGAAAAACCUCAUUCACAAUGGAAGAUGUUCAGUAGUUUCUUCCUAGGGGUUCAUUUGUCUUUGUCAAUAUAUUUAGCUAUUUUAUUAAAAUAACUAACAUUCAGUCUGUACAAGCUGUAACAAUAGACAUAUAAGCAGACAAUCUGUACACUAUAAGGGAUGUACUGUUGCUGUGUUCAAAAAUAAAAACAUACCAAUAAGAAUUUGAUAUGUAAGAAAUUAUUCUUUUGAAAUUAACUAAUAAGUCAUACGCCAUAAUGUAUUUUCAUUUUAAAAUUUCUUGUUCUUUCUAAUCUUGUUGGCCAUAGAAUGUGGCAGAGCAAUGAACAUUUUUUCUUUCAAUUAUUAAUUCAGUUCAUUAGUGGAUUACCCUAAAUCUUUUAAUAGGUUCAGAAUCUACUUGUAAAAUGAAAUCAUACCUUGUCUGUGCUUUUGUUUUCUUUGAUAAUACUAUGUUAAAUCAUAUAUAUUGAUUCUUUCUAUUUGGCUAUUGGACUAGGUCACAUUAUUUAUUGUGAAAGCGAUUUCAAUCCUCAUUUUCUAAGCCUUUCCUGGGAUUGGCCAAAAUUACCCAAAGGUCUGUCUCAUCCUGUGUAAUGCUAGAACUGACAUGCUGAAGAGUGAAACUCAUGUGAAUAGAAACGAAUUUCAGUGAACGAACGCAGAAGAACAAAUGCUGUCACUUGCCCCUGUUUUCUAGAAAAGUGAUCUGGUAAGUGGGAAAGGAAACUGGUAACAGUAUCUUUCCCUUGGAGGAUUUAAUAUUAAUAAUAAAUCACAUAGCUUGACCCAUCUAAGUAGCUGGAAUAGCUGAUCAUUUGCAGGUUGUAUUCCUUGACUAAAUGCCUUUAAAUUCAAAAUAUAAUUUAAUAAGCAUAAUUCAGAUUAGUUACAACGUUCCUUCAAAGAAUGAUUAUCCCUCCUCCAUGUUGCUUCAUCCCAAUAAUGAGCGCAAACCCCAGACCUCCUUUUCAAUAUGUUGGUUAAUAAACAAACA